AUGAGGCUGUCAGCACCUCGAGAGGUGCUGCCGGAAACUGUUCCAUCUGUCUGGAACGCACCCCCACUUCAGAUGUGGCCUCCUGCCCAGUUUGCUGCUCUGCUGGACCCCACCCUCCUGCACCUCACACGCUUUUCCCCCUUCAUCCCACACAUCAGUUUGUCUUCCCGUGUGGCUUGGGUUGCGGACUUUGGUUGUGGCCUGUCUGGUGGUAAUGGCGUCCAGGAUGAGCAAGUAUUAGCGACAGUCCCACUGUGUCACCUCAGGGAGGAGCACAGGUCCCGUGAUCCACGUAAGUGGACUGUCCAGCUUGGGGAGCUGACUUCCAAGCCAACUCGCUGGAACCUGCAGGCCUACCACAACCGGUACAGGGUGGAGGACAUCAUCUCGAACCCCCUAGCCAGAGGGGUGCUGAGUGACAUCGCCCUGCUGAAGCUGGCCUCCUCUGUCACCUACAGCAGGAACAUCCAGCCUGUCUGUGUCCUGUCUUCCACCUUCAUGUUCCAGCACCGGCCGGACUGCUGGGUGACCGGCUGGGGGGCGCUCAGUGAGAAUAAGAAACCUUUGCCACCACCUUACCUCCUCCGGGAAGUGCAGGUCGCCAUCCUAAACACCACCAGGUGCAGGGACCUGUUCAGGAUACCCUCUCCACUCAGUGUAAUCAAUAACGACACGAUUUGCGCUGGUUCUGAGGAUGGCAGCGUAGACACCUGCAGAGGUGACUCAGGAGGACCUUUGAUCUAUGAGGAUAGACUAUACUAUCAGGCUGGACUCAUGAGCUGGGGAGACGGGUGGUCAGCCCAACUGUCCUGAGUUUACACUGAUGUCAGUUUUUUCUUCCCCUGGAUCCAGUUGCUCAUGUUGCACAGUGCACUCAGGUCAGACUCUUCACUGCCUUUUCUGUUCUUCACUCUGUCCUGUGCUUUGCCACUCCUGGGACUGAUCUGUGUCCCCAGAGCCUGUGUGGAUGCUGGCAUACUGUCAUAUGUGCCUGAGAUUUGGGCAUCAGGGUCAGGUGGGGCCAGCCUGCUGUACCAGGCUCCUGUCCUCCUCUCUGUCCCAUUUGUUAAAAAAUGUUACUCGUACGUUGAAGUUUUGACCCCCAAUGUGACAGUAUUGGGGAUAGAGCCUUUGGAGAUAAGAGCAGAGACUGCCAAGAGCUUAGGCUCUUCCGCCUCCAUCUCCCCAAAGGUUCCUCCUGGGCCCCGGGAGGAGUUCUCCUGCCGUGUCCCCAGCCCAUCCUCCAUUGCCUCUGCAGUGCAGCUGGAGCUGUGA
Castor canadensis (American beaver) is the source of this 1275-nucleotide messenger RNA. The record is from RefSeq and is a predicted model, not a curated record. Lineage: Eukaryota; Metazoa; Chordata; Mammalia; Rodentia; Castoridae.